This is a messenger RNA of Magallana angulata, 365 nucleotides long. RefSeq names its product serine protease inhibitor Cvsi-2-like. The coding region runs from base 84 to 347 and encodes 87 amino acids. NCBI's taxonomy places the organism in Eukaryota, Metazoa, Mollusca, Bivalvia, Ostreida, Ostreidae. The record is from RefSeq and is a predicted model, not a curated record. The transcript has 3 exons.
CGUCGGUUCAUGGACAAUAUAUACAGUGUGUACCGUAUAUAUAAUGACCCACAGGACGCCACUAUCAUUAUCAAACAGGCAACAUGAGAGUUUCAAUUGUCCUUGCUCUUGUUUUAGCUUUUGUCGCUCUAGCAGCUUCCGAGACGUGCACGAGUGCCGAUGGAUGCCAGGCCACACAAUGUGACAGUGCGUCUGAAGUCGCCUGCGUGAACGGACAGUGUACCUGUGAGCUCAGGGAUGGAUAUUGUGACUACCUGGAGGACUGUCUAACGGUGGAGAACUGGUUCUGUCCCCAAGAGUUUAGGCACUGUGUUGAUAACCGCUGCCGUUGUCGCUUUGAUGUAUAAAAAUCAUUGUCAAAACUA